This is a messenger RNA of Phytophthora infestans T30-4, 282 nucleotides long. RefSeq lists its product as uncharacterized. The transcript is spliced from 2 exons. Lineage: Eukaryota; Oomycota; Peronosporomycetes; Peronosporales; Peronosporaceae. Bases 1 to 282 code for a protein of 93 amino acids. The record is from RefSeq and is a predicted model, not a curated record.
AUGGGCGAGCGGACAAAAUCAGCCCAUUUACAAACAGAUGAGACCCACGUGUUCUCUCGCAGCGCAACUCACGGUACUUCUUCAGCUCAAAAUUUCAAGCACACAAUGGUCAUCGGAGAUGCCCCCUCGCAGACCUGCGGAUACUGCAGCGACGAGCUGUGUGAGUGGGCCCAGUACGGCAAAGACAUUAAAGGAAGCAGGCUGCGCAUGCUCAUGUGCCGCCACAGUCGACGCACCUCGCGCCAAGUGAUGCCCGCUGCCCCUUUGCGUCGAAUUAAUUAA